ACAGAGUUUUAUUUUGAAAUAGGACUUUUGUCUUUUGUGGCGCUUCCAUUUCCGGAAUCGAUGGCGCCGACUCCGCCGCCGUUUGUCUCCGCGGGUGAAAGAGUUAGUCGUGAACUCUGAAGGUAAAAUGUCAGGAAACUCCGUGUUUUAUUUAGAAACUAAGUCCAUCAUGGAGACGGCGAUAACGACGGCUGCCGAUGUUUUCCGAAAUCCUGAAGGAGAAGUUUCCGCAAACGGUCCAAAUGUAAGUCGUGAGCCAGAUUUUGUAAUUGUUGUGGAAAUGUUGGCACGGGAGGCGACGAGAAAGGUCAACGCCAUUUUCUCCCAGCUGUCCUCACUGCUGCACAACGAAAACAAGACUCUGAAGGCCAAAGUGGGACAGCUGGAGAGCGAGCUGAAGACCAUGACUGAAAACUUUGAAAACGCCAGACUGUGGAGGGAAAACGUCCUGAAUGGCUGCCCGGUCCUGUUCGAGCAGACUGGGUUGAUUUUCACACUGAAGCCUUUUGGGAAGUUAAAGAGAAAAACGGAGAAAGUGACAGAUGGUGUCAGCAAAUCAUCGCCUGCUGCCGGGGUCCAGAGUGGACGUGAUGCUGAUGAUGGAGCUGAAGCUGUGUCCUCCCCAUCAACUACACAAGAGGACUGUACCGCGACGAACACGACAGAGUCCAGGAGCUGUGACAGCCGGAACACACAGGAAGCGGGAGUGAAGGAGAAACGGAGGGUGUUUGCAUGUGACGUCUGUAACAAGAGCUUCAGUCGGCAGUUUCAUCUGAUGAAGCACAUGAACACUCACAGAGAACAGAGGCCUUUCGCCUGCAGCCAGUGUCCACGAAAAUUCAGAAAUACGGCAACUUUUGAGUAUCACCUGCUGCGACACGAGGAGAAGAAGCUCGCGACCUUCAAGUGCCAGCUCUGUGAGAAGACCUUCAAAACAAAAAUGCACCUGAAGACUCACCAGCUCGUGCACACAGACACGAGGCCGUUCGUCUGCUCCACCUGUGGGAAGGGCUUCAAGACUAAACACAACCUGCAGGCUCACCAGGUCGUCCACGCCACUGACAAGCCGCACAGGUGCUCAGAGUGCGGGGAGAGUUUCCGGUACGCCUUCACCCUGCAGUGCCAUAAAAGCAUUCACACUGGAGGUCAUCCCUACAAAUGCACAGAGUGUGGCAAGGCUUUCAUAAAGAGGCGGUCACUGAGGACGCACCAGUCUGUUCACAGAGGGAAGACGUUUACGUGUGAGACAUGUGGAGCAGGUUUCACGCUUCGGCACAACCUGAAGAGACACAUUCGCAUUCACACCGGCGAAAAACCGUUCAAAUGCAAAGUCUGCGGGAAAAGUUUCAUUCAGGACAACAAGCUGAAAGCGCACAUGCUUCUUCACGGUGCUUCAAAGUCCUUCAUGUGCGACAUGUGCGGAAAAACCUUUCUGUACAACUGCCAGCUGCAGAAACACCAGAAGCUAACUCACGAUGAAAGACACGGGCAGGUGACCAGAGGACGAACCCGGGAGCGAGGAAACCGCACGGUUAUCUACCGACGGGACAGGACGACGGUGGAUGUGACGCCGCUCAGCUGCAAGACCUGCCGCAAGAGCUUCGACACCGCGAGCUCACUCAAAAGACACGAGCUGAUCCACACAGCUCAGACACAGUACACCUGUCACACGUGUGAGAAAUCGUUUUUCUACAAAGCCACGUACGACUACCAUCAGCGGAUCCACUCGGGGGAACGGCCGUUCGGUUGUGACAUAUGUGGGAAGAGGUUCAUCAUCCGCCAGGCUCUGAAGUCCCACGAGCUGCAGCACUCUGGAGAGAAACCGCAUAAAUGUGAGCAGUGCGGCAAGGCCUUCAGGAUCUACACCAACUACCUCAGACACACACGGAUCCACACCGGGGAGAAGCCGUAUGAGUGUGAGGUCUGCGGAGUGAGGUUCAGGCAGCUCGGACACGUUAAGUUUCACAUGCAGGUCCACACAGGAGAAAGGCCGUACUCCUGCAGCAGCUGUGGACUCGGAUUUUCAGAUUCAAGGCUGCUCAAGAAACAUAACUGCACUGAAAAAUAUCAGAAAGCAUAAAGAAAAUGUUUUCUUGGUCAUUAUGAGAGUUGUAACUAAACUCUGCCAUUAAACUACAAGAAUAAUUUACACGUUUCAGGAGUCUUCUCAUUAAUAAUAUUAAUGAAGUGUCCUCAACUGAAGAUACAGCCGAUAUAUAACCCCAGAAAUUCUGCAUUUAAAUAAAGAUUGC
Messenger RNA from Toxotes jaculatrix (banded archerfish), 2252 nucleotides. Its product is annotated as zinc finger protein 2 homolog. Gene Ontology annotation, cellular component: nucleus. The coding region runs from base 128 to 2080 and encodes 650 amino acids. The record is from RefSeq and is a predicted model, not a curated record. Gene Ontology annotation, molecular function: RNA polymerase II cis-regulatory region sequence-specific DNA binding; DNA-binding transcription activator activity, RNA polymerase II-specific. The transcript has 4 exons. Lineage: Eukaryota; Metazoa; Chordata; Actinopteri; Toxotidae. Gene Ontology annotation, biological process: regulation of transcription by RNA polymerase II.